AUGCUCGACGCAGGCGGCGAUUGGGACAUGCUUAUCACGCGUGCCUGCGCCCUGCUCUACCCACAGCACGCACAAGCCCACCACAUCAACUGGGUCUGGGCCUUGCAAUCAGAAGAGCACACCAAUGGCACAGCCCCCGCACCGGAAUAUACCGAGCGCGAGAAACAGCAAUCAGCCCUCGGCGCGCCCUGGUCUCCCUUUGGCAUGGGCGACGGACCUGGCUAUAUUGCUAUCCAAUCCACACGCCCAGCGACGAUACGGAAGAGAUCACGGUCCCGAAAUUUCAAGGGUAUACUGACUGCCCUCUUGGAAUUGCCGAUUUUCCUGGGGAGAUAUGUAAUACUCCUGUGGCUUGGAGGAAGACGGUGGUACUUCGUAUCGAAGACGCAAAAAUUGAAGACUUGCUGAUCCAUCAUUCUAGGGUCCGAUUGCCUUUCAGAAGCUUUAUGAGAAGGGAGGACAUUUCGCGGGACGGGAGCGACCGACUGACAUUGCGGAUGGGUUGCGCGAGAUGUUUGGGAAAGGCGGUGGUGCGUAUGGUGUUGUGAAAGGCCAAGACGGAUACUAG
Lecanosticta acicola is the source of this 568-nucleotide messenger RNA. The record is from the annotation of a GenBank genome assembly. Lineage: Eukaryota; Fungi; Ascomycota; Dothideomycetes; Mycosphaerellales; Mycosphaerellaceae.